Yarrowia lipolytica CLIB122 is the source of this 4716-nucleotide messenger RNA. RefSeq lists its product as uncharacterized. The record is from RefSeq and is a predicted model, not a curated record. Gene Ontology annotation, molecular function: structural molecule activity; clathrin light chain binding. Gene Ontology annotation, biological process: Golgi to endosome transport; receptor-mediated endocytosis; intracellular protein transport. NCBI's taxonomy places the organism in Eukaryota, Fungi, Ascomycota, Dipodascomycetes, Dipodascales. Gene Ontology annotation, cellular component: actin cortical patch; clathrin coat of coated pit; clathrin coat of trans-Golgi network vesicle.
AUGCACCCCACCGACUUUGUGAUUGCCGUGCGAUCCAAGGAGGGCGCCCUCCAGGCCUUCAACCUCGAGACCAAGCAGCGACUGGGCAGCAGUCAGCUCUCUGUCCCCGUGGUGUUCUGGACCUGGGUUGACGCUGAGACCAUUGGCAUCAUCACCGAGACUGAGAUUCUGCACUGGAAGGUUGGCACCACAGACCCCGUCAAGCUCACCGACCGACACCACUCGCUCAACGACUGCCAGGUGAUCAACUACAUCUCCAACGGCAGCUGGAGUGCUCUGGUCGGCAUCACCCAGCGGGACGGCCGAAUUGCAGGCCAGAUCCAGCUCUACAGCAAGGAGCGAAACGUGUCGCAGGCCAUUGAGGGCCACGCUGCCACCUUCACAAAGCUGCAGCUGCAGGAUGGAGCCAGCCCAUCGGAUCUGUUUGUCUUCGCCAACCGAGGCAAGCUGCACGCCGUCGAGAUUGACCACAAGGACGAGAAUCCCGUCUACCAGAAGAAGCAGGUGGAUAUCUUCUUCCCCCCCGAGGCCGCCAACGAUUUCCCCGUGGCUGUCUUUGCCGCCGAGAAGUACGGCGUUGUCUACGUCGUGACCAAGUACGGUUUUGUUCACGUCUACGACCUGGAGCAGGGUCUGUGCAUCUACAUGAACCGAAUCUCCAGCGAAUCCGUCUUCACCGCCGCAAGUUACCAGAAGAAGGGUGUCCUGUGUAUCAACCGAAAGGGACAGGUGCUUUCCGUCGAGCUCAACGAGCAGAAAGUUGUCCAGUACAUUCUGAGCAGUCUUGGUAACGCCGGUGUCGCUCUGGCUGUCGCCUCUCGUGGAGGCCUCCCCGGCGCCGACGACCUGUACGAGCAGCAGUUCUCCCAGCUGCUCAACCAGGGCGACUACGCCAACGCCGCCAAGGUGGCUGCUUCUUCACCCGGUGGCCGACUGCGAACCCCUGCCACCAUCCAGAAGCUCAAAAACGUGCAGGCACCCCCUGGCGGCAUCUCGCCCAUUCUGCAGUACUUCUCCACUCUGCUCGACAAGGGUUCUUUGAACAAGGUCGAGUCUAUUGAGUUGGCGCGACCCGUGCUGCAGCAGGACCGAAAGCAGCUGUUUGAGAAGUGGCUGCAGCAGGACAAGCUCGAGUCCAGCGAGGAGCUUGGAGACAUUGUGCGACAGUUCGAUCUCAAGCUCGCUCUGCAGGUCUACGUUCGAGCCAACGUGCCUCUCAAGGUUGUGGCUGCUUUUGCCGAGCUCGGUGAGUUUGACAACAUUGUGCCCUACUGCGAGAAGGUCGGAUACACUCCCGACUAUAUUGUCCUGCUUCAGAACAUUGUGCGGGUUAACCCCGACAAGGGUGCCGAGUUCGCCACCUCGCUUGUAAAGAAGGGCGAGGAUCUUAACCUCAACAAGGUGACCGACAUUUUCCUGUCUCAGAACCACAUUCAGGCCGCCACCGCCUUUUUGCUGGAUGCGCUGAACCAGAACCUUCCCGAGCAGGGCAACCUGCAGACACGGCUUCUGGAGGUCAACCUGAUCAACGCUCCCCAGGUUGCUGACGCCAUUCUGGGCUCCGACAUGUUCUCCCACUACGACCGUGCUCGAAUUGCCUCUCUGUGUGAGAAGGCUGGUCUGAUGAACCGGGCUCUGGAGAACUACGACGACCUCAAGGACAUCAAGCGUGUUGUUGUGCACUCCGAGAACUUCCCUCCCGAUGCUCUGAUUGCCUACUUUGGCAAGCUCACCGUGGACCAGACUCUGGAGUGUCUCAAGGAGAUGCUCAAGUUCAACAUCCGACAGAACCUGCAGGUUGUUGUGCAGAUUGCCACCAAGUACUCUGAUCUGGUGGGCUCGCUCAACCUCAUCAAGGUGUUUGAGGAGUUCAACUCCCAGGAGGGUCUCUACUACUACCUGCAGUCCAUUGUAAACCUGAGCGAGGACCCCGAUGUGGUGUUCAAGUACAUCACUGCUGCCGCUGCCAUUGGCCAGACCAACGAGAUCGAGCGAAUUGUGCGGGAGAACAACCACUACAACGCCGAGAAGGUGAAGAACUUCCUCAUGAAGGAUGCCCACCUGCCUGACCAGCUGCCUCUGAUCAUUGUCUGCGACAAGUACGACUUUGUGCACGACCUGGUGCUCUACCUGUACAAGAACCAGCAGUACAAGUUCAUUGAGGUGUACGUGCAGCGAGUCAACCCUGCCCGAACUCCCAAGGUGAUUGGUGCUCUUCUCGACGUUGACUGUGACGAGUCCAUCAUCAAGGAUCUGCUCAUGUCGGUUGUUGGCCAGGUCCCCGUGUCCGAGCUCGUCGAGGAGGUCGAAAAGCGAAACAAGCUCAAGCUGCUGCUGCCCUUCCUCGAGAAGACUCUCAACGGUGGUUCUCGAGACACCGCUCUGUUUGAUGCUCUUGCCAAAAUUUACAUUGACAGCAACAACAACCCCGAAAAGUUCCUCAAGGAGAACAACGAGUACAACCCCCUGGUUGUCGGAAAGUACUGUGAGAAGCGAGACCCCUACCUGGCUUUCAUCUGUUACGAGAAGGGCGGUCUGGACGACGAGCUUGUCAAGAUCACCAACGAGAACAGCAUGUACAAGCAGCAGGCUCGAUACCUGCUGGCCAAGCAGGACGAGGCUCUGUGGAACAAGGUUCUCUCUGGCGACGAGCACAAGCGACAGCUUGUCGACGCUGUUGUCGGCACUGCUGUGCCCGAGUCCGACUCUCCUGAGGCCGUUUCCAUCGCCGUCAAGGCCUUCAUGGCUGCCGAUCUCCCCGCUGAGCUGCUCGAGCUGCUCGAGAAGAUCAUUCUCGAGCCCUCUCCUUUCAGCGAGAACGCCAACCUGCAGAAUCUGAUGAUUCUGACCGCCGUCAAGGCCGACAAGUCUCGAGUCAGCAACUACAUCGAGCGUCUGGACCACUACGAUGCCGACGACAUUGCUCAGAUCUGUAUCGACAACGAGCUGUACGAGGAGGCCUACGAGAUCCACAAGAAGCACGACAAGCACGGCCAGGUCAUGAGCGUCCUGACCGAUCACAUCAUGUCUCUGGAUCGAGCCUCCGACUACGCCGAGAAGGUCGACACCCCCGAGGUGUACUCUCUGCUUGGUAAGGCUCAGAUCGAUGGUCUGCGAGUUGGCGAUGCCAUCAAGUCUUACAUCAAGGCCAAGGAUCCCUCCAACUUUGCCCAGGUCAUCGAGAUUGCCAGUCAUGCCGGCAAGGACGAGGAGCUGAUUGAUUUCCUGAAGAUGUCUCGAGACAUUUCUCGGGAGCCUGCCAUUGACUCUCAGCUGCUCUUCUCUUACGCUGCCACUGAUAACCUGCGAGCCAUGCAGCAGCUGCUUGACUCGCCCAACGUUGCCAAUGUGGAGUCUGUGGGAGACAAGCUGUUUGCCGACAAGAACUACGCCGCCUCCAAGAUUCUGUACUCUUCCAUCUCCAACUGGGCUAAGCUCGCCGCUGUGCUCGUCUACCUCGGUGACUACCAGGGAGCUGUCGACUCUGCUCGAAAGGCGUCCUCCGUCAAGGUGUGGAAGCAGGUCAACCAGGCUUGUAUCGACAACAAGGAAUUCCGACUGGCCCAGAUCUGUGGUCUCAACCUGAUUGUGCACGCCGAGGAGCUGCAGGAUCUCGUCACCCAGUACGAGUACCACGGCUACUUCACCGAGCUCAUUUCUCUGUUUGAGCAGGGUCUCGGUCUGGAGCGUGCCCACAUGGGUAUGUUCACCGAGCUGGCCAUUCUGUACUCCAAGUACUCCCCUGGCCAGAUGAUGGAGCACCUCAAGCUCUUCUGGUCUCGUGUCAACAUCCCCAAGGUGAUCCGAGCCUGCGAGGCUGCCCACCUGUGGCCCGAGCUUGUCUUCCUGUACUGCCACUACGACGAGUGGGACAACGCUGCUCUGGCCAUCAUGGAGCGAUCCACUGAUGCGUUUGAGCACUCCUCCUUCAAGGACAUUAUUGUCAAGGUGGCCAACCUGGAGAUCUACUACAAGGCCAUUAACUUCUACAUGAAGGAGGUUCCCAUGCUGGUUACUGACCUGCUGUCUGUGCUUGCUGCCCGAAUCGACGUGUCUCGAGUUGUGCGAAUGUUUGACAAGUCCGACAACUUGCCCAUGAUCAAGUCUUUCCUUGUGACUGUGCUUGAGCAGAACCUGGCUGCCGUCAACAACGCCUACCACAACAUUCUGAUUGAGGAGGAGGACUACGUGACUCUGCGAGAUGCCGCUGACGCCUACGACAAGUACGAUGCCAUCGAUCUCGCCCAGCGACUCGAGAAGCACGACCUUAUCUUCUUCCGACAGAUUGCUGCCCAUCUGUACAAGAAGAACAAAAAGUUUGCUAAGUCCAUCACUCUGUCCAAGCAGGACAAACUGUGGAAGGACGCUAUCGACACUGCUGCCGUGUCGGGCAAGCAGGACGUGUGUGAGGAGCUGCUGCGAUACUUUGUCGGUACCGGCAACAAGGAGUGCUACGUCGCAACUCUGUACACCUGUUACGACUGGCUGCGACAGGAUGUCGUGGAGGAGGUCGCCUGGAGACACAAGCUGGAGGACUACACCAUGCCCUACAAGAUCAACGUCACCCGGGAGAGCUCUUCUCUGCUGCAUGCGCUCCAGAAGGACAACGAGGAGCGAAAGGCCAAGGAGGCUGCCGCUGCUGCUGCCGAGAGCGAGACCCCCAUCAUUGGUGGAGGUCAGCGGCUCAUGAUCACCCAGAGCAACGGAAUGUACUAG